Dovyalis caffra is the source of this 618-nucleotide messenger RNA. Lineage: Eukaryota; Viridiplantae; Streptophyta; Magnoliopsida; Malpighiales; Salicaceae. The record is from the annotation of a GenBank genome assembly.
AUGAGUUUACGAGUUCUCUUCGGUCGGGUUACCACCGAUUGGUUCUCCGGAUUUAGGUCUUCUUGUGUGUUGUCUAGCUACUCUUCCAAGUUCUUGGGCCGUAUUGGUUUUCCCGGUCCGAGGCCGUGUUCGUUCAAGGGUUGCGCCUUUGUUUGGGCCUCGUUUCGUCCUAUUGAGUUUCACCACUCGCCGCCUCCUUGGCUACGCCACGAUUGGUCAAAGUUGUUUGGUCUUGCUUCUGCUUUUGGGUUAUAUUAUUCCAUGCCCGGCAGGUUCCUUUCAACAUAUUCGGGUCCGGUUGUAGGCCUACUUGCUUGUAUUGGUGGGCUCGGGCUUCGUUGGCCCCGCCUUCGCCGACUUGAUGUGUCCGGCUCCCCAUGGCCUACCUGCUGCUUGGUUCUCAAUCCGAUUGGGCUUCACCGGGCUAGGUCUACUGCUGUGUUCAGCCCCUUAUUUAUUUAUCUUCUAAUGGAGGCUGGGCCUAGCUUCCUCUCCCGAGAUGGAGGGGUCUGGUUGGUAGGAGGUGGGGUUCGGCCCGGGGUGGGCCCUCCCGGUCAUAGCCUCUCCGCACGCCUUGGCACUGCUGCUUCGUCGAUCCCUAUUGUUUCGUCGAGUUAG